AUGCCCCAAUGCAUUACCAACCAGCAGCAGCUUCUGGCUACCUUUGGCCUUGGAGAUAGUCCUAUGGGUAACAAGGGAAAGAAGAAAAAGAAGUCCUCUGAUGCUGAUGAUGAUGAUAAAGAUGAUGGGAGUCAUGAUGAACAUGCUGAGCACAGGGCUACAGCUCAUGAAGAGGAGAGGAGGUGCAGGCAGGACUUAUAUAUUGAGGCUUUGGACACUCAAAAGAUCUUGAAUGGUAGGACCAAAGUCAACAUCUUGCAGGCACGCAAUCUCUAUCAGCCUUGGACUCACCAGUCAAAGAUUUCUAGUGACGCCACUGAGGGCACUUUUCAAGGCAUGAGGCUCAUCCAGUUCCACACCUUUGAGUUGUUGAUAAAAUUAGUAGCCUCACACUCCCGUGCCAUGCACCUUAUGGCCUGCAUGGUAAUAGCUGAACAGGCAGUCAUCAAUGCAUAUAGGCCAGAGCUGCUAGAGGAUCUAGCAGGAGAGGCUGCUGUAAUCAGAUUUGCUCUGGAGGAGAAUACUGCCUUAUACCAUGUUGUAUUUCCUGGUGCAAAGAGGCAGACAACACUCACCAACACCAAGGCCUUGAUCCCACAUCUUGUUAAUUUCACAUGGCUGGAUGGGCUGGCAGUCAACCAACAUGUGCUUACCAAAGUAGAGCAUUCCUUUGAUCUAGGCUUUGAGUCAGCUGCACACAAGCAUGAUGUCAUGCGCUCAAGACAGUCCAAUCAAGAGGAUACCACAGGAGCUGUCAAUGUACAAGAGCAACCUCUCCUUAGGCCUGAGGUGCAACGUGCACUUGAAAACUUGGUGAAGUUCUUGAAUGCCAAUGCAUACACACAGUGUCAGUCUUCUAAGUCAAAAAAGCAGGUCUUCCAGAAUGAAGUUCCAUCUUCUGAGACAUUGGCAGCUGCUUACUAG
Suillus subaureus is the source of this 924-nucleotide messenger RNA. RefSeq lists its product as uncharacterized. The transcript has 4 exons. The coding region runs from base 1 to 924 and encodes 307 amino acids. The record is from RefSeq and is a predicted model, not a curated record. Lineage: Eukaryota; Fungi; Basidiomycota; Agaricomycetes; Boletales; Suillaceae.